Physeter macrocephalus (sperm whale) is the source of this 2214-nucleotide messenger RNA. RefSeq names its product BR serine/threonine kinase 2 (gene BRSK2). Gene Ontology annotation, molecular function: tau-protein kinase activity; protein serine/threonine kinase activity; ATP binding. The record is from RefSeq and is a predicted model, not a curated record. Lineage: Eukaryota; Metazoa; Chordata; Mammalia; Artiodactyla; Physeteridae. The transcript has 20 exons. Gene Ontology annotation, cellular component: cytoplasm. The coding region runs from base 1 to 2214 and encodes 737 amino acids. Gene Ontology annotation, biological process: microtubule cytoskeleton organization; protein phosphorylation; intracellular signal transduction.
AUGACAUCGACGGGGAAGGACGGCGGCGGGGCGCAGCACGCGCAGUAUGUGGGGCCCUACCGGCUGGAGAAGACGCUGGGCAAGGGGCAGACAGGCCUCGUGAAGCUGGGGAUUCACUGUGUCACGUGCCAGAAGGUGGCUGUCAAGAUCGUCAACCGCGAGAAGCUCAGCGAGUCUGUACUGAUGAAGGUGGAGCGGGAGAUCGCCAUCCUGAAGCUGAUCGAGCACCCCCAUGUCCUCAAGCUGCAUGACGUCUAUGAGAACAAAAAAUAUUUAUACCUGGUGCUAGAACACGUGUCUGGUGGGGAGCUCUUCGACUACCUUGUCAAGAAGGGGAGGCUGACCCCCAAAGAGGCUAGAAAGUUCUUCCGGCAGAUCAUCUCUGCGCUAGACUUCUGCCACAGUCACUCCAUAUGCCACAGGGAUCUGAAACCAGAAAACCUUCUGCUGGACGAGAAGAAUAACAUCAGGAUCGCAGACUUCGGCAUGGCGUCGCUGCAGGUUGGCGACAGCCUGCUGGAGACUAGCUGCGGGUCUCCCCACUAUGCCUGCCCGGAGGUGAUCCGGGGAGAGAAGUACGAUGGCCGCAAGGCAGACGUGUGGAGCUGCGGCGUGAUUCUGUUCGCCCUGCUUGUGGGGGCGCUGCCCUUCGACGACGACAACCUGCGGCAGCUGCUGGAGAAGGUGAAGCGGGGCGUGUUCCACAUGCCGCACUUCAUCCCGCCCGACUGCCAGAGCCUGCUGCGCGGCAUGAUCGAGGUGGACGCCACGCGGCGCCUCACGCUAGAGCACAUUCAGAAACACAUUUGGUAUAUAGGCGGCAAGAACGAGCCCGAGCCGGAGCAGCCCAUCCCCCGCAAGGUGCAGAUCCGCUCGCUGCCCAGCCUGGAGGACAUCGACCCCGACGUGCUGGACAGCAUGCACUCGCUGGGCUGCUUCCGGGACCGCAACAAGCUGCUGCAGGACCUGCUGUCCGAGGAGGAAAACCAGGAGAAGAUGAUUUAUUUCCUUCUCCUGGACCGGAAAGAACGAUAUCCGAGCCACGAGGACGAGGACCUGCCGCCCAGGAACGAGAUAGACCCUCCCCGGAAGCGCGUGGACUCCCCAAUGCUGAACCGGCACGGCAAGCGGCGGCCUGAGCGCAAGUCCAUGGAGGUGCUGAGCGUGACGGACGGCGGCUCCCCGGUGCCUGCGCGGCGGGCCAUCGAGAUGGCCCAGCACGGCCAGAGGUCUAGGUCCAUCAGCGGCGCUUCCUCAGGCCUCUCCACCAGCCCGCUCAGCAGCCCCCGGGUGACCCCUCACCCCUCUCCGAGGGGCAGUCCCCUCCCUACCCCCAAGGGGACGCCUGUGCACACGCCCAAGGAGAGCCCGGCCGGCACGCCCAACCCCACGCCACCGUCCAGCCCCAGCGUGGGAGGGGUGCCCUGGAGGACACGGCUCAACUCCAUCAAGAACAGCUUCCUGGGGUCACCCCGCUUCCACCGCCGGAAACUGCAAGUUCCGACGCCCGAGGAGAUGUCCAACCUGACCCCGGAGUCGUCCCCAGAGCUCGCCAAGAAGUCCUGGUUUGGGAACUUCAUCAACCUGGAGAAGGAGGAGCAGAUCUUCGUGGUCAUCAAGGACAAGCCGCUGAGCUCCAUCAAAGCCGACAUCGUCCACGCCUUCCUGUCGAUCCCCAGCCUCAGCCACAGCGUCAUCUCCCAGACGAGCUUCCGGGCCGAGUACAAGGCGACGGGGGGCCCGGCGGUGUUCCAGAAGCCGGUCAAGUUCCAGGUGGACAUCACCUACACCGAGGGCGGGGCGGCGCAGAAGGAGAACGGCAUCUACUCCGUCACGUUCACACUCCUGUCAGGCCCGAGCCGCCGCUUCAAGAGGGUCGUGGAGACCAUUCAGACCCAGCUGCUGAGCACACACGACCAGCCUUCUGCCCAGCACUUGUCAGACACCACUAACUGUAUGGAAAUGAUGACGGGGAGGCUUUCCAAAUGUGGCAGCCCAUUGAGUAACUUCUUUGACGUAAUUAAACAACUUUUUUCAGACGAGAAGAACGGGCAGGCGGCCCAGGCCCCCAGCACGCCCGCCAAGCGGAGUGCCCACGGCCCACUCGGGGACUCCGCGGCCGCUGGCCCCGGCCCUGGAGGGGACGCCGAGUACCCAGCGGGCAAGGACACGGCCAGGACGGGGCCGCCCGCCGCCCGCCGAGAGCAGCCUUAG